UGGGCCAAAUUGGUUGUUAUUGUCUUUUCCCGCAGAAAUUCUAAAUCUCUCAAUCGCUGCAAACUUGCCAAAGAUUUUUACGUGCGUGAUAUUUUAGUUCUUCAGUUGAUUUCAGUUGAGCCAAAUGGUGAAUUAAGUGGUGCUUCUUUUUGCGCUGUAGUUCAUUAAGUAAUCUUUGUUUUUCUGGGCGAAAGUGAGAGUGUGUCCCAGUUUCUUUUCCAUGACGCAAAGUUACAUAACUUUUCCAGGGCAAUAGGGCGGUGGCAGAGAGUGGUCCAGGAGCCACGAGAUGUCAUCGAAUCCGUCAACGCCACUGAGCCAGCGUCGGAUGGUUGGUGGGGGCGCUCAGCGGGAGGGCUCGCGUAUUCCGCAGCUGACGUCGCCACAGCCGUUCCGGCGUUCUGUGUCGUUGCGCUUGCGUGGCAGCAAGAGCGCAACGAGCAGUAACUUCGCCUCGCCAACUUCUCCGCCGAAGCCACUUCACAUGAGCCGUCCAUUGGAGCACGCUCGUGCCACGGGGAAAACGCAAUCUGCCACCACGGAGUCGAUUCAGAGUGGUGCCAAGGAGGCCCUACCGGGGCCCUCCUGUAACCAUCACCAUCACCAGUUCUGCGAUGGACACAGACCCAGUCAGCUUCAGUCACCAUCGGCAGUUCCAACAAGUCACAUCGGUGCCCACAAACGCGACCAUGGUUUGUCACUGAAUCUAACCAAUUCCAUCCCAUCAACUUCAACUGGAAAAUCCCCAGUGACACCACAGACCCCAAAGACUCCCUCAGGAGCCGGAAAGACGCCAAAGACACCCCCAGGGACCCCUGAUCUCUAUCCCAAUGGCUACUACGAAGACGAUCUGGAUUCUGUGCACAGCUACAGUUCCGGACGCUCCACAAUGUCCUGCGAGCACGCCUACGUGGCCAGGAAUGGGACGACUUUUAGUGGGAGAAGGAUGAAAUAUGUGGUACAUUGCUCUAGCUAUGCAGGAGCUACGGGUGAGGAUUAUUUGACGCCCACACAGAGGGCUCAGCGUCAGAUAAGACGCCUCCGUGAGAUGUUGAUGCAGGCUAAGAUGGAUCUGGAGCAGAAGGACAGUGAGAUUUUGCGAUUGACAAAAGAAGUUGUUGAAUUGAGGCUAUUUAAGGCUUCACUGAGCUCCCCGGAGGAGCGAUCGAAUUCCAGUGAUGCUGUAACGGUUCGUGAGAAUACCGUGAAUGAUCUGCAGACAUCAACAGAUGUCUCUCCCAUUGUUGAUAUGGUUGAUGAGGGUGGAGGAAUGUCCAAAUUGAGUCCUAGGCAUCAGUUGCUGCAGUCCAGUGUGACUCAGGGGCAGAUGAUGGAGAAAUUGUGUCAGUCGGAGAUGCAGAGUUCUUUUGCUGAUUCUGGGCAUUUUGAAGACAUGACAACAUCUUCGAUUCAUUCGAAGGAUUCCUAUGUACAGACACAGGAUCAAGCCAGUGGCUGUGAUUACACCGAAGCCGAUCGGCAGGAACUCAUUGAGAUCUAUGAGCGUCGCAUUGAAGAGCUCAUCCGGCAGCAGGAUAAUGAGAAGCAGGAAAACAAAAGAACGCAAAAUGAUCGAAUUGAGGCUCUGCUGCAGAAGCUGUCGGAGAGCAAUGCUCGCUUCACGGAUCUCAUGCCGGACUAUGAGCAGGCCAAGGAGCGUAUCAGGGAGUUGGAGAAGGAACUGGAGGAGCUGCAGGCACGAUUGCAUGAGCAGGAAGAUAAGCAGAAUAAGAUGUACUUGCAUAUGUAUGCAAAAGGGCAGGAAGCCGAGAGGCUCAGUCAUGCAGAACAGGUGAUGGAAUUUGCGAGGCAAGCACCGAAGCGUGUCUCAGUUCCGGAGCUAUUACAGCAACUGCAAGUGACUCAAGACGAAUUGGAAAAUAUCAAGGAUACAAGCUAUCAUCCCGAAUGUGGCAGUUCCCAAAUCCUGUUAAGCGCUAAAGAAGCGAUUUCAUUGUGGCUACUUGGCGCCAGGAAGACAAUGUAUCGUCGGUUGAUUGAUGCGCAACAAUCGAAGAACAAGGUUGAUCCUGAAGUGACGCUGCAAUUUCUUAAAAGUGCAAUUUAUUAUUUUCUCACGGACAAGGAGAAUUCUCAAGGGCAUUUGAAUGCCAUUGAAAGUAUUUUGGGAUUUUCUGACAUUGAAAAGUCCAAUAUUGAUAAAGCUAGAUCUAACAAAUGAAUUUUUCUUUAAAAAAAAUCUUUUUAUUAUCUUGAAUAUUUAUUAUUUUUAAUUUUUUUCUUUUUUUUAUUGCAUCUUUUGGCAGAAUGACAUUCCUAUUGAGUUUUUCAAGUGAUAUUUUUUUUUAUUAGACUGCUUUCUGUACAUUAGUCUAGGACAUAUUAAGAACAGAAAUAACGAAGAUAAAUAGAAAAAUUUACUGAAUACACUAUGUGAUUGCGAUAAAGUCAGAGUUUAAUUGAAUUUAAGACAAAGAAAAAACAAUGAGCUAUAGAAAAAAAAUAACUGAAGCUACGUCCAUAGGAAUAUUUAAAAAAAUUAUAUUUUAAUAUAAUUUCCACAGUUGAAAUCGGCCAUUGGUGCCUGUAAAUGCUGUAACUGUACAACACAAACACAUAUAUUUUUAUUUUGAAAAAGAAAUCAUGAUAUUGUGACUGCAUUUUUUAGAUUUAUUUUAAGAUAAAAUUUUACAUCACACCUCCGAUGAAGACAAAAGCACUUUAAGCAAAAUCUAUGAAAAAAAUGUUUUUUGGUGUUGUUAGAUUUGUUGGGUCGCUAAAUAAAUUGUUGAAAUGAGCACAAAA
Molecule: messenger RNA, 2766 nt
Organism: Phlebotomus papatasi
Lineage: Eukaryota; Metazoa; Arthropoda; Insecta; Diptera; Psychodidae
Gene: qtc
Product: protein quick-to-court
Exons: 7
Coding region: 290-2182 (630 amino acids)
Source: RefSeq, a predicted model, not a curated record